AUGGUGGCUGGGGGUGUGAAGUGUGGAUCAAUAAAUGACGACCACCAACACCUACCAGACUCCCAUAAAGAAGUGUGUAUUUAGAUGUGAAGCUAAAACCAGCAGGGAGAGAAUAGAUCAGAAGCAUUUCUGCUCACCUCUUUCAAUCCUUCGACGAGAGAGAGAGAAGAUGGGAAGAGGGAUCUCAACUUUGGGACACCAUUAAUCGAGCUCUGAAGUUUCACACUUGCUCAGCUGCUGUUUCUUUCUGUCUCUCUUCCAGCUUGUUAUCUCUCAGUCUGUAGUGGGCUCAGAGGUAGCUUCAGUGGGAGAAAGCUCAGGGGACGAAGACGAUGAACUCCCAACACGUGAUGAUGGAGAUAGAGGCGAACAAGCCCCCCCAUGGGGUCAUAACGGGAGUGGCGAUGAGCCCACUGAGCGAGACGCUGUGGAGGGAGAAGACGGACACGGAGCUGAUAGGCGACGUGUCGGCGAAGCUCACAUGGAAGGACCUCACGGUGACCGUCACGGUGGGGAGCGGCGAGACGCACAAGGUGUUGGAAGGGCUGACCGGAUAUGCGGAGCCCGGCAGCCUCAUGGCUCUCAUGGGACCCUCCGGCUCCGGCAAGUCCACCCUCCUUGACGCGCUCGCCGGCAGACUCGCCACCAACGCCUUCCUCUCCGGCUCCGUCCUGCUUAAUGGCCGCAAGAGGAAGCUCUCCUUCGGAACUGCCGCAUACGUAACCCAGGACGACCACUUGCUGGGGACGUUGACAGUGAGGGAGACGAUCUCCUACUCUGCCCGGUUCCGGCUGCCGGACAAGAUGCCGCUGUCGGAGAGGCAGGCGUUGGUGGAGAGCACCAUCAUCGAGAUGGGCCUUCAAGAUUGUGCUGACACUCCCAUUGGGAAUUGGCAUCUGCGUGGAGUCAGCGGAGGGGAAAAGAGGAGGGUCAGCAUCGCCCUCGAAAUUCUCAUGAGGCCCAGAUUGCUGUUCCUCGAUGAGCCCACAAGUGGGCUGGACAGUGCCUCGGCAUUCUUCGUGACUCAGACGCUACGUAGCCUUGCUAGAGAUGGGCGCACGGUCAUCGCAUCAAUCCACCAGCCAAGCAGCGAGGUUUUUGAGCUCUUUGACCGUUUAUGCUUACUCUCAGGCGGCAGGCUGGUUUACUUUGGGAAGGCUUCGGACGCACAUCAGUUUUUUGCACAAGCCGGAUUCCCUUGCCCCCCACUGAGGAACCCAUCUGACCAUUUUCUUCGAUGCAUCAAUGCGGACUUCGAUAAGGUCAAAGCAACCCUGAAAGGAUCCAUGAAACUGAGGUUCGAGAGAUCUGAUGAUCCUCUGGACAAGAUAACAACCGGUGAAGCAAUAAGGACCCUGCUUGAUGCGUAUGAUAAGUCACAGUAUCACUACGACGCAUUGCGGAGAGUCGACGAGAUAUCUAAAAUUAAAGGAAAUAUCUUGGAGUCGGGAGGAAGUCAGGCUAGUUUUUUGACGCAAACUGUCACUUUGACAAGGCGGUCGUUCAUAAACAUGUCAAGGGAUUUUGGUUAUUACUGGCUAAGGCUUUGUAUUUACUUGGUGGUCACCAUCUGCAUUGGAACGAUAUACUGGAAUGUUGGCACUAGCUAUGACUCCAUACUGGCGAGAGGCUCCUGCGGUUCCUUUGUUUUCGGUUUCGUCACGUUCAUGUCAAUUGGAGGAUUUCCUUCCUUCGUGGAAGACAUGAAGGUCUUUCAAAGGGAGAGGCUCAAUGGUCACUAUGGGGUUCUGCCAUUUGUCAUAAGCAACACUCUUUCUGCAGUUCCUUAUCUGGUCCUGAUCACCUUCGCAUCAGGAACCAUCUGUUACUUCAUGGUCCGGUUCCAUCCAGGGUUCGUCCGCUUUAUAUUCUUUGUCCUCUGCUUCUAUGCAAGUGUUACAGUGGUCGAGAGCUUGAUGAUGGCAAUAGCCAGUGUUGUCCCCAACUUCCUCAUGGGAAUUAUUAUAGGCGCUGGGAUUCAGGGAAUCUUCAUGUUGGUAUCUGGCUAUUUCAGACUCCCAAAAGAUAUUCCAAAGCCAGUUUGGAAGUACCCAAUGUCCUAUAUCAGCUUCCAUUUCUGGGCUCUUCAGGGUCAAUACCAAAACGAUCUUUCAGGCUUGGUAUUCGACAACCAAUUUCCUUAUCUUCCAAAGAUUUCAGGAGAUUACAUACUCGAAAAUGUCUUCCAGAUUGACGUUGCCCGGUCUAAAUGGUGGGAUCUGGGCGUCCUUUACUUCAUGAUCCUCGUCUACAGGGUAAUCUUCUUCCUCAUGAUCAAAAUCAGUGAGGACUUUACUCCAUGGUUGAGAGGUUAUAUAGCCAGGAGAAGAAUGCAGAAGAAGGGACGGAACCAGGGUGCAGUUGUAAGCAGGGAUCGUAUUUCCAAGUCGCCUUCCUUGAGGGGCUAUGCUGCCCAAGGAUCGAACAGGUCGUAGUAGAUGUGCCAUGCUGCUACUUACGCAGAAUCCACUUGGAAAAGGAAGCCAAGUGCGCACUUAUUUACCUUAGAAGUUUAAAAGUAGCUAAGCCGUUCGUUUGGGUACAUGUAUGACAUAAUCUUUAUAUCUUCGUUUUCACAUAUAUAUAUACUUAGGCAAUCAAUGUCUUGUAAAUAAGGAGAGAUGGCAUGUCAUUUUUUACAAUGUUGCUUUUGUCAUGUCUUCUAGUGUGUGUGAGAGAGAGAAUGAUGGAGAAGAGAGAUUAUAUUUUCCUUGAAGAACAGUGCCUCUCUUCACAAGUGGAAGCAAGCAAGGCCCUUGGGGCGAGACACUAGCUAGCCGCUGACUUUUAAUUGAGUCUCUCUACUCAAGUGCGGUUUUUAGUGUAAUAUCAAAAUAUGGUUGAAUCAGUACCGCCGUGACAUUUAUGAUGUGCUUAACAUUUGGGAAUAUAAUACUAUUUUCUUUCAAGACCA
Messenger RNA from Nymphaea colorata (pocket water lily), 2914 nucleotides. Its product is annotated as ABC transporter G family member 11. Gene Ontology annotation, cellular component: membrane. The record is from RefSeq and is a predicted model, not a curated record. Gene Ontology annotation, molecular function: ATP binding; ATP hydrolysis activity; ABC-type transporter activity. The transcript is spliced from 10 exons. Lineage: Eukaryota; Viridiplantae; Streptophyta; Magnoliopsida; Nymphaeales; Nymphaeaceae. The coding region runs from base 333 to 2435 and encodes 700 amino acids.